This is a messenger RNA of Rotaria sp. Silwood1, 963 nucleotides long. The record is from the annotation of a GenBank genome assembly. NCBI's taxonomy places the organism in Eukaryota, Metazoa, Rotifera, Eurotatoria, Philodinida, Philodinidae.
AUGUCUUCAUCAGAGACUAGUUUCAUUGCAUCAUUAAAUAAUGUGAUGCUUCAGAUUAAUCGUUAUUGUACAAUAUUUAUUCUUCUAUUUGGUUUUGUUGGAAAUAUUCUAAAUAUAUUAGCUUUAUCACAACGAAAUCUUCGUUCAAAUUCAUGCGGUUGGUAUUUUCUAACAUCAUCUAUUGCCAAUCUGAUUUCAAUUAUUUCUGGUCUUCUUACACGUUUAUUAUCUGGUUGGAAUAAUGAUCUAACGGAAACAAUUGAUUGGCUAUGUAAACUUCGAGCUUUUGUUGUAUUUUCUUCUCGAACAAUUGCCUUGUGGCUUAUCAUGUUUGCAACAAUUGAUCGUUGGCUUUUGUCAUCUGCUAAUGCUCAUUAUCGACGGUUGAGUACAUUAAAAAAUGCUCGACGAAUUACAUUCAUUGUUGUAUUUAUUUUUUGUCUUAUGUAUGUUCAAAUGUUUUAUUGUUAUCAAGCAAAUUUAUCGGAUACACCAUUAAAGUGUUAUGGAAAAACAGAUAUAUGUCGUCAUAUUAACGAUCUCAUCUAUAUAUGUAUUGCUAUCUUAUUACCAAUAAUCUUCAUGUUAAUAUUUGGCUUAUGGACAAUAAUAAAUAUACACCAAUCACAAAAUCGUAUACGAGUGGUGACUAGUGAACCGCAUCGCAAUAUAAGAAGAAACGAAGAGUUGUUAAAAAAGAAAAGUAAUCGUUCUCUUCUGAAAAUGCUUUUAGUUGAAGUUAUCAUCUUAAUUUUAUUAAUAUUUCCACAAGCCAUACAAAAAUUAUAUGCAACAAUAACACUUGAUGAAAAUAAAUCUGAAUAUAAUAAAGCUAUAGACGAUUUUGUUUACAAUUUUGCUCUUUUAUUGACUUUUAUCGCAAGUGGAAUGCCAUUCUAUAUUUACACACUAUGUGGUGGAUCUGUUUUUCGAAAAGCAUUAUUCAAUGUUUUUAAAUGUUAA